Nannizzia gypsea CBS 118893 is the source of this 627-nucleotide messenger RNA. RefSeq lists its product as hypothetical. NCBI's taxonomy places the organism in Eukaryota, Fungi, Ascomycota, Eurotiomycetes, Onygenales, Arthrodermataceae. The transcript is spliced from 2 exons. The record is from RefSeq and is a predicted model, not a curated record. Bases 1 to 627 code for a protein of 208 amino acids.
AUGGGCCAGUUCUAUCAAUAUGGCUCAGCCGACCCGAGCCGCUCGAGAUAUUCACCCUAUCCGCAUGUUCAGCCUGGCAACGAGCCUACGGUCUACACAUAUGUGCCCCCUCAGCUGCAGCAAAACAUCCAAAUCAACGCAGGCAAUCCCUCUGGGCCUCCUCCGCCGCCACCACCACCAGCUCCAGUCCCUGUCUUGCCAAACGGUUGUCCUAACGGAGGGUCCCCCGGGACAGCCCAUUCUGUUUCCCAGACCAUUCAAGUCGGUCCGGUUGGAGUGACCCAGCAUAUUUCAAAUGGCCAUCCUCAAGCAGGUCAAGCGAUUCCGUACAUGUCGCCAGCACCUCUUCGCCCUACCUACCAGGUUCCAGCAGGUACAGUUCCCUGGAUUGGCCCAACUCGCGCCGAAGUUGACGCACAGAACCUUGCAAUCGCCAGAGCCACCGGUGCAAUGAGGUCCCAGAGCAUGGUGCCUUACCGCCCAGCUGAAGGCCAACAGUGGUGGUGUCGCGAACUUGACGGCUCCUACACCCUGCGAACCACGACUGACGUCAUGGAGAACUUGCAACCUGGAUACUGGGCAUACUCAUCCUCUGGGUAUCCUUAUUUCAUUCGCCAGGCUGCCUAA